AUGAAUUUUAUACAUUAACUUACCCUUACCCUAAACCCCUCUGAUUUCAAGGUUUUCACCCUAACCUUAAAAAACCCAACUCUUUCAAAUAUCGGAUUUUUUGAUCAUUUGGAAAUUCCUGAACUUUUGGAUGCAUUUGAGUUGAAAGCUGUAUUGUUAAGAGAGUUGAACAUGAUGAAGAUAGAUGAAAGAGUUCAUUCAUAAGUAGAUCAACAAUAAAAUUGCUCUCUAAAUUUUGAUCACAAUUGCAACGACUAUUUUCCUCAAACUUCUAUUUUGGCUUAAAAAGAUGCUCAGUCACUUGUUCACACACAAACUGACUUUACUCUGCUGGAAAUCUCCCAUUUAUUGAUAGAGAGCGAGCAAGGAUUAGUGAUUACAGGCGUAGUGCCUUAUGAAAUGUCGCAACUUAUGCAAAGUCUGAACAAUGCGCUUUGCUGUGAGAUUAGGAGGAAAUUUGAAGAUCCCUUUAUUCUUAUGACUCAAGAACAAAAAACUCAAUUUAUGGAAAGUCUCUUCUAAGAAAUCGUCGACAGCUUUAAUUAUCAGGAACUUAAUAUUGAAUAACUAAGUGAUCCUGUUUUGAGAGGUUAAACUUAGAAAUAAAGUGGGGAUGGUAAUUAGAACGGAAAUUUGUUGGAGAUAAUGCUCAGAGGAUAUUAUUUCGAGUUAUUUAAAAAUACUGGUCAAUGGUUAUUUAACAUGGAAAUUAACAAUGAUAAAUACUUCGUACUACCAAACUUUAAUCCAUGCAUAAUUGAAGGCUAAGAUACAUUUGAUGAGAUUCCCUCAAUUCACCCAGAUACCUCUAGAGUCAAAAUUAUGAAUCUCUUUACAUAGGAGAUCGAGUUAAGAGAUAUGGGAGAAAUAGUAAUAAAUAAACCUUUUGAGAUUCCUCAAUAAGGUAUAUCAGUUGCACUUCUCAGCUAUAAUAUGAUCAAUGAUGUGCUUCAAAAAGGAGGGCUUGAAACUAAAGUAUAGCUACUUAGAUAUGAAUUAUCUGGCUAAAAUGAGCAAGUGACAAAGAGUAUUGCUUAGUUUAGCAACAAAUUUGAUCUAGAUAAUUUAACAUCAUAAGUUAAGAUACACUAGCAAGAGAAUCACUAUCGAAAUAUUAAUUCCAUAAACUAUUAAGAUCUAGGCAUUAAUAAAAAGGAUAUCAGCACAAGUGAGGAUUCUGAUGACUCAUACUAUGAGACUACUAACAAACUACUUAAAGUUAUUAAAUCCCAAGAUGCAUAAAAAAUCAAUUAGCUUAAUGAUAUGCUCAAGUUUAUCUAGGACAAUCAAGACUAAUAAAUGUUUAUGAUUAAAAAUUUGCUUGAUACUAAAGCUAUGAUGGCAAGGCUUAGAACAGAUAGAGAACUGAGAAACCUCUAACUUAAACUAAAUUAAUUUAUAACAAACAUUCAGAGAGAGGCUAGAUCUACUUAAUCUCUUAACAAUCUCCUGCAUUCGAACAGCAAAAGUUAGCAGAAAUGUCCUAAUUCUAUAUAGAACUCUGUUAAAAAGACUAUUAUGAAACCGAUUAACUAUGAUUUGUCAGAGACUAUUAAAAAAGAUAAGGACAAGAUUGAAGCUGACUACUUUAAAUCUGAUCCACCUAUGUAGAUCAUUAGGAAAAGAGAAUAGCACAUAAAAAGAACGCUUGAGUGGGCUAAUAAAGAGCAUAACAUAUCAAUGAGUUAAAGUUAGAUUAUGGAAGAUUAAAACAUGGAAGACCUUAGUUGUAUAAGCUAAGAUAGGUUAGAUGAAAAUAAGAAGAAGAGAGUAUCUUUGAUAAACUCUUAAAUGAGUUAGUCUUUUAUAUAACGAGGUGAGUUUCAUAGAAAAAGUGAAGACUUUAGCUUUAUGAGGAAAAAAGUGAGAGUAAAUGUGAUCGAGAGUGAUAUCGUAGAGUAUGAACUAGACGAGGACGAAAAGAGAAUGAAACAGUAAAAUAGCAAGAAAUAUUUAUGA
Molecule: messenger RNA, 1959 nt
Organism: Stylonychia lemnae
Lineage: Eukaryota; Ciliophora; Spirotrichea; Sporadotrichida; Oxytrichidae
Source: the annotation of a GenBank genome assembly